Molecule: messenger RNA, 6321 nt
Organism: Acanthochromis polyacanthus (spiny chromis)
Lineage: Eukaryota; Metazoa; Chordata; Actinopteri; Pomacentridae
Gene: vegfaa
Product: vascular endothelial growth factor Aa
Exons: 7
Coding region: 1279-1851 (190 amino acids)
Biological process (GO): positive regulation of angiogenesis; response to hypoxia; vascular endothelial growth factor receptor signaling pathway
Cellular component (GO): membrane
Molecular function (GO): growth factor activity; vascular endothelial growth factor receptor 1 binding; chemoattractant activity
Source: RefSeq, a predicted model, not a curated record
UGGGGUCACUUAAAAAUGUCCUUGGUUCUGAAAGAACUUUUUUUUCAAUGAAGAUAACAUUAAAUGAAUGAUAGAUCCAGUGUAGACAUUCUUGCUGUGGUAAAUGACUAUUGUAGCUGUAAAAGGGCUGAUUUUUAAUGGAAUAUCUCCAUAGGGGUACAGAGGAACAUUUCCAGCAACCAUCACUCCUGUGUUCUAAUGCUACAUUGUGUUAGCUAAUGGUGCUGAAAGGCUCAUUGAUGAUUAGAAAACCCUUGUGCAGUUAUGUUAGCACAUGGAUAAAAGUGGGAGUUUUAUGGAGAACAUGGAAUUGCCUUAAGUUUGCAUUAUUCUGAUCCAUAACUUACAUUAUAUCUGCUACCAGUGAUUGUUUCCUUGAUAGAAACCAGUUACCCCUGGUUGACUUCUAAAAAAAAAAUCAAUGAAUCUAACAACGAGCCAGUCUUUUUUCAGGCUCUGCCUCCAUUCAAAGAGCCAUACAUCCCAACUCUCAUCAUUUUUUGUCUUCUACUUUGUGUGUGUUGAACUGAUGGAGAAAUAACACGUGGAAGUCAUAAAUCUGAGCAGCAGCCGCAAAGACAACAGCCUAAAAGAGAAAAUGUGUCACAGAGUAGCUGAUCCUGGUUCUGGCCUCUCCGUGAAUCAGCACUUAGAAACUCAGACAUGUUGAAGGAAACACAAAUUCAUCGCUUUCACUUCAGCUACGUGGACCAGGCGACGGUACGUCAUCCGGUGACGUGUAUUCAUGUGGGCGUGUGUGCGUGCGUGACCGCACACACACACCACCGGCUUCAUCCCUGCCAUUGGUUCCUCCCCCCCCCGGCCCGCCUUCAAUGGGACGAGCGGGGCUAGAGGCUAGUACCGCUGAGGAUCCACGAAAUAUACACGCAGAACCCCGAGGAACGAACAGCAGAACACUCCGUGGACAGCACUCUCUCUCACUCCGUACCUGCGCACACCGUCACGCUCCGCCACCUGCAGUCAGGACGCACCGCGCUGCGUAAAGUUUCCACACCAGUCACAUUAGGCACUGUGGGAGGAUCGCCGGGUUCCUGCGUGGAUUUCAGUGUCUUUGUCUGGAUGAACGUUUCCCACGGAGCCGCUGGGAGGAUCUGUGUGAACGUGACACGCGCCGUGGACCCUAUGGAUCUGCUGUAGCCACAUCCAACCCGCUUCUGAUUAUUGAUUCUCCGUUUUUUUUUUGUUGCGCCGUCGCGUCGUCUGGUUUUUCGCUCCUAACGCACCGCGCAGAUUUCAGGACGCAGCGCGGAUUCAGCCAUGAACUUUGGUGUCACUUUGGUUCGGCUCGUGUUGGCAGCGGUUCUGCACCUGUCGUCCGUAAAGACUGCCAGCCUGAACAAGGGAGUGGACAAGAGUAAAAUGAAGGUAAUCAUCCCUUUCACCAGUGUCAUCACCAAGAGCAUGUGUCAGCCCAGAGAGAUUCUGGUGGACAUCAUUCAGGAGUAUCCAGAGGAUACAGAACACACCUACGUCCCGUCCUGCGUGGUCCUCAACCGCUGUGGAGGCUGCUGCAGCGACGAAGCGAUGGAGUGUGUUCCAACAGAAACGCGCAAUGUCACGAUGCAGGUAAUGCGGUUUAGACCGAGGGUAACACAACAUACCAUUCAUUUAACUUUCACAGAGCAUCAAAAGUGUGAAUGCAGAGUAAAGCCAGGUGUUCAAGCAAAGAAGUCAUACCACUGUGCACCUUGCUCAGAGAGAAGAAAGCGCUUGUUUGUGCAGGACCCUGUCACCUGUCAAUGUUCCUGCAAAUUCACUCAGUUAGACUGCAGGUCCAGGCAGCUUGAGUUAAACGAAAGAACUUGCAGAUGCGAGACACCGAGGAGAUGAGACCUGGGACACUGUUAUGAAGGAAUUCUUUUCUUGGAACAGCACUUUGAAAUCUGAGGAUGCAUUCCCUGCGUGGACACGAUGACAACGCAAGACAGGACGUUCUGGAUGCACAUCUUGACAUGGCCUGUUUUCUGACUAAAGAUUUUAAUAUAUAUACGUACUUUUACUACGUUGACAAUGUUCUGCUGCUACAUAGAAAAACAUAUUUAAAGUGACACGAGUGCGCUGCUGGCGUAUGAAUGGAAAGUCUUUCAGUUCUGGUCGUGGAUAGAGCUGUAAAAAGACAUGUUUUAUGAACACUUCACUGGAUGCUCCUCUGCUGGGGAUCUCAUGUUUUGUAUUGACGUCAUUGAGCAGCGCAGCAGAAUCUGAACUUGGAACUCUGACAGAAGCGAACGGGGACAGAGGGAGGAGUGACCUCCUUGUACUUGAAGUGAACAGCAGGUCCAAGAAGUGUUUCCCUCAGCCAUGAUGUGAAGUUGUCUCCACUGUACAGACUGACUCCAGCUGGUACGAGAAUACACUUAAAAAGUUCUCUUCCAGCGUCCGCAGUUUCCUGAAGCGACUGUGAAGGUUCCAAGCUGUGGUCGUGGAUAAUGUGAAGAUGAAGGGUAAUGUGACGACAGCAAGAACCGGACUAAAGAUUAAUGAUGAAGUUUUGGAACGUUCAAAGAUCUUAGUCAACGUCAAAACUGGGUAAAGAUCAGGCCUGUUCUUAUUGAGGCUGGGCUCAAACUGCAGGAGUUGCAUCCUGCUGACAGUUGGAACAGAAAUCUGGUCUGAAAAGAUGUUGGUCCAGAUUAUUACUCAGCCAAGAAGUAGUUAUCUCAGUGGAGUUAUGUGAUGAUCGGCGCUGGUUUGUCUGUCUGUUAGUGACAUUAGUCAAAAACGGACCAACGGAUGUGAAUGAAAUUUUCAGGUUAGGUCAGAAAUGACACAAGGACCAACAAGAAGGUCUUCAAGAAGUCCAGUCUACUUCUCUGGACUUCUAUUGUAGGUUUUUUAAGAUGUUCCACCUUUCAUCCAAGAUGAGAGGUGAAACAUGAAUUAAAAAAAAUCACGUUUUUACUCCGCCAAUGAACGUGGCGGAGUUAUGUGAUGAUCGGCGUUGGUUUGUCCGUCUGUCCGUCUGUUAGCAACAUUACUGAAAAACAGACUAACGGAUUUGGAUGAAAUUUUCAGGGAAGGUCAGAAAUGACACAAGGACCAAGUGAUUAGAUUUUGGCAGUGAUGCAGCUUAAAGUCUGGAUCCACGGAUUUGUUAAAGAUUUCUGUAUCAUUGUGAGAUAGCAGCACGGUAUCACUGUAACCAUGACAACAAGUGAACACUACAUCAGCUGACGGUCACAUGACUUCAAUCCUACUACAAAUCCACCGCUGAGGACUUAUCAGGACUUAUCCAUCAGAAAUGAUCCAAGGAACAAUUGAUUAAAUUGUGGAGGUGUUUCUGAGUCCCAUCAAUUCCCACCGCCUGCUACAUAUUUAGGUCACAUGAUUCAGUAUCCGUACAUAACAUGGCCAUGCAUAACACACGCCUGUGCUCAGCGCAACGUCGAUUUUUAUUAAAGACUUCAUCUGUCGGAAAUGAUACUACUGAGCAGCCUUACUGUGCUCUCUGAGUGCUUUUCUAGUUUUUAAUGUGACAGUUUACAGAUUCAAUCUGAGACUUCCUUGACUGUUGCAGAUAUUAGCGCUGUUAAUAUUCAAGAUGUUGAAUAUUUACCAGAUAAAAUCUGGACAGUUACAAUUAUCGUAGCCGGGGCAGAGGAUGUUCUCGCCCUUGAGGCUAACGUUAGCUACAGAUAGUAAACCUCAUAGAUAAAAUCUCCCCUCCAGUUCUCUGUAAAGAACAGACAAACUAUAAUGAUCUCACCUCUCCAACCAUUUUCUCACGCAGACUCAUUUCUGCUUUUGUUUUUCUCUCACUGUAAAGGUUGACUGCAGCAGCUAAUUGUUCCAUUUAGUUUCCAUCUGCUUCCCCCUGAGCUUUGCUCUCUGACUCCACAUUUGGAUAAAGUCCUGCAGUGUGACGCUUUGUUUUUUAAAAAAAAUCUUGUUGUUCAUUAGUUUGAGAUUAGAGAGCAGAAUAUCUGUGGAGUUUCUCCUGAUAAUGCAGCCUGAUUUUAAACUCUGUGAAGACUUUAAACCUCCUGCAGUGUGAGCCCGGCCUGAGGGAACCAACCACCACCUGUUUCUGAUCAGGCCUCUUUCGUGUAACCCUUCCUGGGAAAUGUCAUUAUUUUGUGCACGAGUUUGUUAUUUACUUUUUGACGCUUGUGUUCCUUUAACACAAUAUGUUAAGACCAGGUGUCUAAAGGGAUGUUACUGUAGGUAUAUACAGAGAAGAGAAGACAAUCACAGUACUGCACCUCGCUGUAGAAAUCCACUACAAGGUUCCUUUUGAAUCGGCAUUGUUUUAAAACACGACAAAACAGUUUUUUAUCAUGAACGAUCUGUAUAUACUUACUAGAUAUCUCUUUGUCUACGACACUACAUCUAAUUUAUGGAAUAUGUUCAGUAUUUGCUAUUAUAAUAUUUAUUUGCAGUGUUAAGGUUAUUCUGACUCUUCAGCUGUUUUCAAUUUGUCCACAGAUGGGAUGGAGAACUUUUGUUGUGGGAAAAAGGACUGACAAUGCUUUGACAUUCCAUUUUAACUAAAGCUGCGUUUCUCAGCAGCUGGAGGAGAUUAUUGCGGGCCUGUUGGCCGAUAAAAACCCCAGCCACCAACAUACACAUGAAUGAUGUGCCAACACAGGUGUUUUUCAUUUUCGACUGGGAGACAGACAUGUGAUUUGGCGUUUGUCUGCCUCAGGAUGUGUCCUGUUGAGAAGUGAGUCUUUAUGUCACUGAUCGGCUCAGCACUGACUUUGAAAAGACUGUCUGAGACGGAGGCCUCUGGUCUGGGGAGCAGUAAAACGGCAUUGUUUUCUCUGAACAUAAUGUCCUCACUCCCAACCCUGACAGUGAUUCUUAGCGGGAAUCCAACAUGUCCUUUAAUGUUAAACUGUUACCAUAUGAGAAAGACCUGCCCUCUGAGGAACCGCUACAAGGAUGCAUGAAGAAGAAAAAACAGACAUACGCUUUAUUAGUGAGGGACAAAGCAACACAACGUUACACUAGGAACAGCUGAAAAUACUGUACGGUUAUAUACACUACCGUUCAAAAGUUUGGGUCACUUUUAAAUGUCUGUUUUUUAAAAGAAAAGCAUUUUUCCCCUGUAGACAACAUUAAAUGAUUCAGAGAUACAGUCUAGGCAUUGCAAAUGUGGUAAAUUCUAGCUGGAAACGACUGAUUCUUAAUGGAACAUCUCCAUAGAGGAACAUUUCCAGCAACCAUCACUCCUGUGUUCUAAUGCUACAUUGUGUUAGCUAAUGGUGCUGAAAGGCUCAUUGAUGGUUAGAAAACCCGUUAGCACAUGGAUAAAAGUGGGAGUUUUCAUGGAAAACAUGGAAUUGUCUGGAUGACUCCAAACUUUUGAACGGUUGUGUACGUCACCUUUAACUCAUUUAGAGCAACUUGAACUAAUAAUGCCAACUUUACCUAAUUUAGAGCAACUUUAAUUCAUGUACACUUCCAUCCAAAAGUUGGGGUCACUUAGAAAUGUCCUUUUUGAAAGAAAAGCUUUUUCCCAAUAAAGAUAACAAAAAAUAAAUCAGAGCUACAGUCUAGACAUUGUUAAUGUAGUAAAUGACUAUUCUAGCUGGAAACGCCUGAUUUUUUAAAUAAAAUAUCUAGAGGGGUACAGAGGAACAUUUCCAGUGACCCUAAACUUCUGAACAGUAGUGCACAUGGAAACACGGCUAGCGCAAGUUGGAUAUAAAGUUGAUGAAUGAAUCUCCGUCUGCGCUAAAACACUCCUUCCUGCUGGCAGGACCAACGACAUCAACCUGUUCUUUCAGUUCUUAUCACAACAAUAACUUUAACUCUUACUUGAAGUGAACGACGAAAGUGCAAAUUACCAAGCUUCCCCUUUACCAGACUCUGUAGAACGUCAGAAAGUCUCAGUGCACAAGUCACAACUUUAGACUGUAGACUUUUUUUUCGUGUUUUUCCUACGGAGGAAUGAUUUGUUUCUUUAUCAGGCCAGUAUGAUUUCCGACAAACUGUUAUUCUGAGCCGCACUAAAAGUUGCCAUCAUCCGGCAGGUCUUAUCUCAAUCUAGAACUCGUCUCUUCUCAUGCAUCUUACCUGUAUCACCUGAAACCACUGCUGUUUGCGCUGCAUCGCUCAGACCGGAGGCCCGAGAGUGUUUUUACUGAGACAGGCUGCUGGCUCAGCAUCCACAACUUUCCACUUCUCUGAUGAAGACAUUCAUUCUGUUUGUAUUUAAGAUUGUCAUGACUUUGUACAACUUCGUACACACUUUUAGUAUAUUUUCACAUUAAUAUAUUUAUUGGUGCUGUAAAAAUGUUUUACAUAUUAUUAGUUGUUUUUAGUGUAACUAUUAAAACAUAUUUAUUUUCAAAA